AUGGCUGCAGCAUUCCUUAACGAUGUAUCUGAUGAUUUUAAAAAAUUAUACGAAACUAAAGAAGGUCAUGAUGCUAUUAUCAUUGCUGGAAAAGAACCAAAUGUCAAAGAAUUUCAAGUUCAUUCUUUGAUUCUUCGUACUAGAUCAUCUUAUUUUCGUUGUGCAUUUUCUGAUAAUUGGGCCGAAAAAAACGAUGAUGGUCAUUUAGUUUUAAAAAAACCUAAUAUUAGUGCAUUAGUCUUCGAAAUUAUACUCAAGUAUCUAUAUUGUGGAAUAGUUGAUUUUCAAAGUCAAAAUAAUGAAAUAAUCUUAGAACUUUUAGUUGCAGCAGAUGAAUUUGGAGCUCAAAGACUUAUUAAUUUAAUUCAAGAAUUUUUAACCAAAAAUUGUUAUCAAUUCUUACGUUCAGAUCCUAUUAAAAUACUUGACCUUGUUAUCUGUCAUAAUGCAUUCGAUAAUCUCAAAAGUGUUUAUAUAGAAACCUUUAAUAAAUAUUGCAAAAACUUUUUACGUCAAGAUCCCAUUAAAAUACUUCAUUUUAUUAUCCGUCACGAAAUAUUUAAUGAAUUUAAAAAAAUUUCUUUAGAGAUUAUUUGUGAAAAUCCUGAUUUAUUAUUUAAUUCAGAUGAAUUCUUUUCAUUAGAAAAAGAUGUAUUAAUAUUAAUUCUUAACUGUGAUGACCUUGAUAUGAAAGAAAUUGAUAUCUGGAAGCUAUUGGUUAGAUGGGGAACUGCUCAACAUUUAACCUUUCAAAAUCAACGUUCGACACCUCAAAUUCAAUAUUCAACAUCUCAAAGUGACGUGACAAAAUUUACACUUGAAGAUUUUAAGACAUUAGAAAAGAUAUUACAUGAAUUAGUUCAACUUGUUAGAUUUCAUCAAAUAAUUGGUAAAGAGUUCGUACUUGAAGUAUGGCCAUUUAGGCACCUCCUUCCUGAUAAUCUAAUCGAAGAUGUAUUACGUUGCUAUCUAAUUUCAGACACCGCACCAUUAUAUAACGCAUUUCCUGUCAGAUUAGGCAAUAUCAACGUUAAAAUCGAUUCUGUUAUAAUUAAUAAAAAGAUCGUACUAUUACUUACAAAAUGGAUAGAUGGAAAAACUAUAAAUGAUAAAAGUUCAAAAGAAACUCGUUAUAAAUUUAAUCUUCUUUUUCGAAGUGGACAUGGAUUUUUUGCUCGAAUAUUUUAUCAAAAGUCACACAAAAUAUUUCAUCAAAAAUGUGAUGAUAAAGGGGCAACAAUUGUUAUAGCAAGAAUUUCAGGUUCAAAGAUGUUGAUUGGUGGUUAUAAUCCACUUGAUUGGAAUGGAAAUAAUAUAUGGAAACAAACAACAGAUAGUUUCUUAUUUUCUUUAAGUGAUCUUAAUAAUCCUAAAAGUGCAAAAUUAGGACGCGUUAUUAAUAAAACUUAUGCUAUUUAUUGUGGUAAUGAUUAUGGUCCAACGUUCGGAGGUAUCAAUUUAUUCGAUCCAAAUAACAGGGGUAAUCGGGAACAUUAUGAUUCCUAUCCUAACAUUGGCAUUCCGACUUCAUUUGAAAUCUCAGAUUAUGAAGUAUUUCAAGUAGUUAAGAAUUAG
Cetraspora pellucida is the source of this 1575-nucleotide messenger RNA. Lineage: Eukaryota; Fungi; Glomeromycota; Glomeromycetes; Diversisporales; Gigasporaceae. The record is from the annotation of a GenBank genome assembly.